UUAAGGAUGGACCUGAACCAACUGGACUACGUUACUGUAUUAAUUCUGCAUCUCUGAAGUUUGCCACUAAGAAGGUCGAUUUAUCGUGGCCCGGUUGACGAGCAUCAGAAGAGUAGGAGACGCAGAAAGUAUGUUGGAGAUUGGCUGAAGAAAGCGCCCCACAAGGACCCAAUGAGGCUGAAGAACUUAUGCAAUAGCCAAGUAACUACAUCUUUGCUCAAUGCUUUAUAUCGGGAGGGAGAUGCUAUUUGCAAGGACUUCCAUACCAUGUGCGAGAUGAUCAAGACGACGUUGCCCCUCAAAGUCCGCUCAGAGGUCGUCCACGAGGUGAGUUCGUCUCAAGUGAUUGAGGACGAUUGCAUUUUCAUAAGACUGCUUCUCUUGCACCUCCUAACAGACGUCCAGCACUUGUCUCUCACGACAGGAUGCCAGUUUAAUCUAACUGAAGAACAGUGCAAGCAGUUGCUGGAAGAACUGGCAACAGUGCCUUGGUUCAGUUUAUUAAGCCUGCACAUUGAGGGGGUCACUUUCGUGAAGGGGGUCUUGUCAGAGAUCAUUGACCGCUCCCCCCGUCUUUCCUCCAUCCACGUCAGUGGAGAUGACGCAGCCUCCGAAGUCCUUGCUUACAUCACCAAAAAUCCCAGAGCUCUACAUUCGUUGCAUCUCGAUACUUGCAGUGUCAAUGACUUGGAUGUUGUCCAGGCUCUGAUUAGGAGCUAUAAUGAAGGUGACUCUUGCAAUGAUCUGGAUAUCUCGGCUAUCAAGGACUCCGAUAUUGAUAACGAUUUUCCACCGCUUUGUCAUCUAUCUGUUCAAUCUCCUUUAGUUACAGUCUGUGGCGCUGUGGUGCUCCUUCAUGCUCUGCGGAAUUUGAGAACAUUGCAGUACAGUUACUGGAAUUCUUCUAUAUGUAACCUUCUCCAGUACUUGCAAAUGCAAGUACCCAAAGCUCGACCAUUUGCCUUGACCUCCAUCUCCCUCUGGCGCGUGACAGAAAAAUCCCUCGACACUCUAAAAUUGUGUCCAAACCUGCAGCAUCUGAUGAUGGAAUGCACCGACCCUUCCCUGGCGUCCAUGGAUUCACUCAAGAAGCUUAAAAAGCUCAAUUCGCUAACAAUGAGACUGGUGCCGGAAGACCUCUUGGUCUCGGCCGUGAGAGCUGUUGGCAACAAACUGCUGUGCCUGGAAAUCGAGUACGAAGAGUACGCCAAGACACCCAUCAAAUGGAGUACGCUACGCGCUGUCCGGAGAUACUGCCCCGAUCUCAAGCGACUCGAACUGCACCACAUAAAUAUCAUAGCGGAAACCGGAGAUGCUCUCAUGCCCUUGUUCUCAGCUUCCUUGGUCGACCUCGUCCAUCUUAAUCUCUCCAAUGUUGUGCUGCAGCCUGUUCUCUUGAGCAGGCUUCUCUUCAAAAACACGUCGCUGGAAACGGUGAUGCUGGACGUCAAUCAGGAUGCCCUCACGGACUCGGUUCUCAUGUCGAUGGCCAAGACCAAUAACUUGAAUCAGCUGACGCAGCUCCACCUCGGCUCGGGACUUUUGUCGACGCGAGCCAUUACUUUCUUCAUGACCCUUCCUUCCAUGCUCAAAAUCUCCCUCCAACUCAACAAUUUCCCCCACAUUACCCCGCCAGUAUAUCAGAACCUUCGGAACCAGAUUGCUAAUGGCAAUUUCAAGUGCAGUCUGGAAAUAAUAGAUAAAGAUGAAUGACAUUAACUAACAUUUGAGGACCAUUAUUGAGUGAAGAUUAUUUUUUUAAAAGAAGAAAAUCCAGUGAUUAAUUAUUUAUUUCAUAACAAAACAUGUUGUGGACUUGUCAUAUUGUAACAACGUAAUACCCUAGUUGGAGAGGAACAGUCGUAACUCGUAAUAUCUCUGUUAUAUUUCCUGACUACAUGAUAAUCCCAGUCGACAGAGCCUAUGUAAGUAGAUAUUUUAAAUGACCGAGGUCGUUCAUUGGUGGAAAUGGACGAUUGAUAUUAAUUUGGGUGUGGGGAUACUGUAAACAAGCUGUGAGAACAUUCAUGGAAAUGUUAGACUCUGUUAUAAAGGAAAACUACAGUAUAUAUAAAAUCACACGCACACCCAUCGUCGGUAGAGAUCAAACGUAUGUAGUAUACACAAAAGUAUAUUCUUUUAUAUGACGUGUAUGUUUUUAUCGCCUUCGUGAACUAGGUUCCAUUUACUCGCUGAUAGACAUAGAUACAUCACUUCUAUAUGUGUAUCAGUGCAUACAUUGCUGUAAAUGUGCAAAUAAACACGCCUAUGUGUGCGGGAUUUUGCAUGCAGAAGUUAGAAGGACUGUUCUGUAAGACAUAUCCUUUGCUGGUGGUUCGUGAAAUGGGCACAGAUCAAGAAAAACUUGAUUUUUGCAUAUAUAUAUAUAUAUAUAUAUAUAUAUAUAUAUAUAUAUAUAUAUAUAUAUAUAUAUUUCAUUUCACCUACAGUUUUACGAAUAUGCAUUAGGCCUGUGAGUAUUAAUAUAUGCUGUAAUAUAAGUACAAUAUAUACUUAUAGGGGCAUAUACAUCCAUAAACAUUAACAUGCAAGAAAAGAUUGUCACUUGUUUAUUAACGAAAAACAACUCCACAAGUUACCAUUUAUAUGCAUAUGU
Molecule: messenger RNA, 2617 nt
Organism: Macrobrachium nipponense
Lineage: Eukaryota; Metazoa; Arthropoda; Malacostraca; Decapoda; Palaemonidae
Exons: 4
Coding region: 172-1713 (513 amino acids)
Source: RefSeq, a predicted model, not a curated record